Punctularia strigosozonata HHB-11173 SS5 is the source of this 1425-nucleotide messenger RNA. RefSeq lists its product as uncharacterized. Lineage: Eukaryota; Fungi; Basidiomycota; Agaricomycetes; Corticiales; Punctulariaceae. The coding region runs from base 1 to 1425 and encodes 474 amino acids. The transcript has 5 exons. The record is from RefSeq and is a predicted model, not a curated record.
AUGAGCGAGGUUCGCAAGCUUCACACCGAUAAGGUCGCACCGUCGCCGAGGGGACCCUUCUCGUCCGUCGUUGACGAUAAUGAUACGUCGGAAGCAAAUCAAUACCGUAUCAGCAUUGCGCGGAUUAUCGAGCAAGGCUGCCCUAGUCGGAUGCUCCUUGAGAAACUUGAGGAGAUAUCGGCAUGGCUCAGGAUGCAACCUCGCGAACAGCACUUCGACAUUCGUAUGACGCACCGGCUCCUGAGGCAGCGGUAUAAGGACGCUCAGUAUUACGCGGAGCAAAAGCGCCAACUCCAGGAGGCUGCGGAUAAGCUGCAGGCACAGAUGGUUCUGGAGCGAGACGAGGCGCAGGAUAGAUACGAUGCUUUGGUUCAGACAUGCAAGAACGAAAGAGACCGGUCGCAGGCGAUGCAAGAGAGUCUCAAGGAACACCAUCAAAAAGUGGAAGCGGAACUGAAACAGAAAGUAAGUUGCGAUCGUGAUCGAGCAUACAUCGAUCUGACGGCCUGCACAAGUGUGCCUCACUUCUCGACGAAUGCGAACGGCUACGAGACGAGCUCGCGAGACUCUGAAGGCCCUGCGUCGGAGCCCACGGAGCCCAUCAUCAGGCGGAGUGCGCUGAGCAUUGCUCUCGCUAACUCGAAUGGCGAAGACUUCCUUCCCAUCCCUAGCACCCCCGCGCUUCCGGAUGACAUCCCAGACUUCACUCCCAUCCCAACGGACGACGAGGGCGGCGUUUCUCACGCCUGGAGCGUUAUCUCAAUUUCCCCUCACUCGCGGCGCAGGGCACACGAAACUCCCAGCGUUACGACAGGAGCACAGACUCCGCAAUUUGAGCAGGAGGGCUUGAGGACACCGCGUUCCCUACCGCGGCAUCAUAUGUUAGAGUCCCACUCGCCGUCUCGUGCAAGACCAGCUCCCCAGCGCACUCCUUCAUAUGAUCUCAUGGCGGCGGCUCGCAGCAGUGCCCCUGACGCGGGAUCUACGGAAAUUGACCCCGACGAACUCCGUCGGCAGAAGUUGAAUGAAAUCCUCGAGCUCACUCCAGCUACACAGGCUCAAGACAUUGUUCGUCGCUCGCCUACCAGGCGAAUCGAUGGGCGGCGAAGUCGCUCUCCCGAAGAAGUACCUGUUGCCUCCCAAAGCUACUCUUCUCCCUCACGGAUGAGGCCCAGGACAGCCACCACCACCUCUCUUCCCGCCGGCUACUUACAACACCAACACUCACAAUCGAACCUCCAUCGACCAAGCAUUGUUUCGGCCAGCAGCGCUGCCCUCGAAGCAGAACGACAGCGGACUCCUUCCUUCGGCACGCCGGGCCUCGGUCGUCCAGGUUACCUCCGGAGGGGCUCUUCGGCCAGCGCCAAAGGGAAAUAUCUCGAGAAAGGCGACCGCUUUCCCAACGGGCUAGGAAUCAGUUUCUGA